Messenger RNA from Ostrea edulis (European flat oyster), 3044 nucleotides. RefSeq names its product E3 ubiquitin-protein ligase arih1l-like. Gene Ontology annotation, cellular component: ubiquitin ligase complex; cytoplasm; nucleus. NCBI's taxonomy places the organism in Eukaryota, Metazoa, Mollusca, Bivalvia, Ostreida, Ostreidae. Bases 212 to 1750 code for a protein of 512 amino acids. Gene Ontology annotation, biological process: ubiquitin-dependent protein catabolic process; protein polyubiquitination; positive regulation of proteasomal ubiquitin-dependent protein catabolic process. The transcript is spliced from 14 exons. The record is from RefSeq and is a predicted model, not a curated record. Gene Ontology annotation, molecular function: ubiquitin conjugating enzyme binding; zinc ion binding; ubiquitin protein ligase activity.
CCACAAUUCAUUUCGUUUCAAAGUCGGAGGUGAUGUCAUCUUCGUAAACCCAACUAAUAUUUAUAGAAGUGCACUCAUUGUAGUAAUUUUUCGUUAGUUUCAUGCGGAAUUACACCCCUAUUAUGUGCAGGUCCAUCCGUUGAGAGACCCUUUCGUGAAAACAGGUUCGUGAAAACUGCUAAUCCAAGUAGAAUUUUGCCAGUAAGCGAAAAUGGAUAGUGAUGAUGGUUUUAUGGACUAUGAUGAACAGUCAGGGGAUGAGGAAAUUAGUGAAGAGGACGACGACUUCGUGGAAAUGGGCCUCGAAGCUGAACCAAGUACAACACAGGACAAACGAGAGGCAGAAGAAUUUGCGUAUGAAGUACUGCCAGCUGAUCAAAUAGUACAGUUUAUGGUGGAUUGUAUAAAAGAAGUCAAUGCUGUAGUACAGAUUCCAUCAACAAUUACAAGAAUUUUACUGAAUCAUUUUAAAUGGGAUAAAGAGAAGUUAAUGGAGCGGUAUUAUGACGGUGAUCAGGACCGUUUAUUUUCUGAAGCUCAUGUUGUAAGCCCCCAUCGAAGACCAGAUAUGGGAGCAAGACCGAAGAAAAUGACCAGAUCUGCCACUGCAGCAGCCACCACAGAGGCAAUGUGUGAAAUUUGCUGCAUGCCAGUUCCUGGAGUGGAAAUGACAGGUUUAGAAUGUGGACACAAAUUUUGUGUUCCCUGCUGGACAGAUUACCUCACCUCCAAAAUCAUGAAUGAGGGAAUGGGUCAGACCAUUUCAUGUGCAGCAUUCGGUUGUGAUAUACUAGUAGAUGAUGCUACAGUUAUGAAGCUAGUAACAGAUAGGAAAGUUAAAUUAAAGUACCAGCAAUUAAUUACCAAUAGUUUUGUUGAGUGUAACCGGCUGCUUAGAUGGUGCCCUGCUCCCGAUUGUGGUCAUGCCAUUAAAGUUCAGUACUUUGACGCCAAACCAGUCACCUGCAAAUGUGGUCAUAUCUUUUGUUUUGCGUGUGGAGAAAACUGGCACGAUCCAGUUCAGUGCAAGUGGCUGAGGAAAUGGAUCAAAAAAUGUGAUGAUGACAGUGAAACCUCCAACUGGAUUGCUGCCAAUACUAAAGAAUGUCCCAAAUGCCAUGUAACUAUUGAAAAAGAUGGAGGCUGUAAUCACAUGGUAUGCAAAAACCAGAACUGCAAGGCUGACUUCUGUUGGGUGUGUUUAGGACCCUGGGAACCUCAUGGAUCCUCAUGGUACAACUGUAACAGAUAUGAUGAGGAUGAGGCUAAAAAAGCUCGAGACAACCAGGAGAAAUCUAGAUCUGCCCUGCAACGAUAUUUGUUUUACUGCAACAGAUACAUGAAUCACAUGCAGAGUCUGAAAUUUGAAAACAAAUUAUAUGCUUCUGUGAAGCUGAAGAUGGAAGAGAUGCAGCAGCACAUGUCUUGGAUUGAAGUUCAGUUUCUGAAGAAAGCAGUCGAUGUUUUGUGUCUAUGUCGACAAACACUUAUGUUUACUUAUGUGUUUGCUUUUUAUCUGAAGAAAAAUAACCAGUCUAUCAUAUUUGAGGACAACCAAAAGGAUUUGGAGAAUGCCACAGAGCAACUGUCUGAGUACUUGGAGAGAGACAUCACCUGUGAUAUGCUAAAUGACAUCAAGCAGAAGGUUCAAGACAAAUAUAGAUAUUGUGAAAGUAGAAGAAAUGUUUUAUUGGACCAUGUACAUGAAGGAUAUGAAAAAGAUUUAUGGGAAUACUACAAUGAUUAUUAGCUAAUUCUUAAAAAGACAUCUAGAUAUACAUGUUUCAUGGCAAUUAUGAAACGGAUUGGAGUGUUGUACAAAUGAUCCUAAUCUAAUGAGCAUUGACACCAAAAAAUUUCUGUUGGACUUUUAGUAGUCGUGGAAGAUUUACUUGUUUAAUUGUUGGGAGUACAAGGUAAAUUUUGAAGGUUUUCGAUGUGUAAAAAUCCAGUGGAUGUCAGGUUGGAAAUUGUUGAUGAGAACAAACUGUGUUUUAUUGCAGAAGCAUCAAAAGAAGAUGCAGAAAAAAAAUUAACUUCUUUUGUUUUUAAUUUAAAAAUGUCUUGUCCUGUGUUGAAAAUAACCCUUAGGUCAGUUAGAAAUUGUUACAGAAAAUCAGAAUCUACAUGUAUUAUGAAAACAAAACAUACAUCAGACAUUUCACAUGUCAAUUUUAUGAAAACAGUAUUUACACACACACUUUACAAUUGAUGGGAGACUUUAUGUCAAUGAGAUAUUUGCAUAGUCAUUUUUUUAUUUCAUUUUUUUUUUUCUGCUUAAAUGUGUCCAAUGCUUCUGAUAUUGUGAGAACAUGAUUUGUUAUCACAUGUAUUUAUUUAUUAUUUUAAAUCCACAUGCAUCCAUUUCUAAUUGCUGUUCAUGAAGUGUUCCAUAUUGGAUAUGCUUUUAAAUGGUUAUAUUUUUUUCAAGUGCUGUAAUAAUUGUAGAAAUAGAAUCUUUCAAUGAAUACAAAAAUGUUGAACACAUAGUACUCUAAUUUUUUAAGAAGAAAAUGUCUAUCUCUCUCUUUACUAUCAAGUCUGUUGAAUUAGAUUUAGAUAUGAAAAAAUUGCGUGAAGGGAAAACUUAGUAAUAUUUUGUUGUCUUUGUGUUAUUGACACUACUAAAAGUAAAACUUGAUCUGUGGAACGCAUUUACAUCCCCACCAGUACAUCAUUGCCAAGAUUUCAUUUGGAAUGUAUGUCAAGUAUCAAGUAUUUUUUAACAGCUUACAUGCAUUGGCUAGAAUAAUUGAAUGAAUGUGCUUAUUUUUUUAUUACAUGUGCAGACAAUUUUCCCUCUACAUAUCACCAGAAUAAAGUGCUAAUAAUUUUAAACACCUUGCAGUUAACACACUGCAGUUCUUUGUAUUAUUCAUGAGUAUAUGUAUUUGUGUUGACAUACAUUUAUGUUUGUGGUUUUGAAAGCAUACACAUGUACAAAGAAUGUAAUGAUGAAUAAAAUAUGGUUUGCUUUUGUUACAGUAAAAAGAUAUGUAGGGUAAUUGUGAUACAAUGUUUACUUAUUAAAAUAUUGAAAUCUU